AUGGAGGAGAAGGCAGGGAGGAAGUCUUGCUCAAGCCAGGAGAAAAAACAAAACAAAACAGAGAAGGCCCUGGUGCUGACACCCACACUGAGGGAAGUGGGCCUGGGGGGAAGUGGGCUGCAUGGGAUCCUUCUCUCUCCUAGGUUUGAACAGGCCAUCCAGGCAGCCAGCCGGGUCAUUCGAAAUGAGCAGUUUGCCAUCCGACGCUUCCAGUCUCUGCCAGUGAGGCUUCUGGGCCACAGCCCUGUGCUACGGAACAUCACCAACUCCCAAGCACCAGGCAGCUGGAGGAAGAGUGAGGCAUGCAGCCAAGCUGCCCACAGCUCUGGGGAGGACAAAGAGAAUGAUGGAUUUGUCUUCAAGAUGCCAUGGAAGCCCACACAGCCCACCCACACCCAGGCUCUGGCAGAGUGGGCCAGCCGCAGAGAAGCCUUUGCCCAGAGACCAAGCUCUGCCCCCAACCUACUGUGUCUCACCCCAGAGCGGAAAAUGGAGGUAGAGGAGCUGAGUCCCCUGGCCCCAUGUCCCUUCUCCCUGACCCCCACCAAGGGGGCUACCGAGGAAGAUGAUGGGUUUGUGGACAUCCUGGAGAGUGACUUAAAGGACGAUGACUCGGUCCCCCCAGGCAUGGAGAGCCUCAUUAGCGCCCCACUGGUCAAGACCUCAGGAAAGGAAGAGGAGCAGGACCUCAUCAUGUACAGCAAGUGCCAGCGGCUCUUCCGCUCACCGUCCAUGCCCUGUGGCGUGAUCCGGCCCAUCCUCAAGAGGCUGGAGCGGCCCCAGGACAGGGACUGGCCCAUUCAGAGCAAGCGGAGGAGGAGUGUGACCCCUCCCGAGGAGCACUGUGAGGCCGAGGAACAUAAGGCCCGUGUCCUCCGUUCAAAGUCCUUGUGUCACAAUGAGAUUGAGAACAUCCUGGACAGUGACCACCGAGAACUGAUUGGCGAUUACUCCAAGGCCUUCCUCCUACAGACUGUGGAUGGAAAACACCAAGACCUCAAGUACAUCGCACCAGAAACGAUGGUGGCCCUGCUGACAGGCAAGUUCAGCAACAUCGUGGAGAGGUUUGUGAUUGUGGACUGCAGAUACCCCUAUGAGUAUGAAGGAGGGCAUAUCAAGACGGCUGUGAACCUGCCCCUGGAACGGGAUGCUGAGACCUUUCUGCUACAGAGCCCCAUCAUGCCUUGCAGCUUGGACAAGAGAAUCAUCCUCAUUUUCCACUGUGAAUUCUCAUCUGAGCGGGGGCCCCGCAUGUGCCGUUUCAUCAGGGAACGAGACAGAGCUGCCAACGACUACCCCAGCCUCUACUAUCCCGAGAUGUAUAUCCUCAAAGGCGGCUACAAGGACUUCUUCCCACAGCAUCCGACCUUCUGUGAGCCCCAGGACUACCGGCCCAUGAAUCACGAGGCCUUCAAGGAGGAGCUGAAGACCUUCCGCCUCAAGACGCGCAGCUGGGCUGGAGAGCGGAGUCGGCGGGAGCUCUGCAGCCGCCUGCAGGACCAGUGAAGGGCCAGUCACAGUCCUGCCUAUGUUCCUUGCCUCAUGUGGCCUGGGCACCAGCCACCUAGGGGCCUGCAGGGCUCAGGGGUUGUGGAGGCCCCCCAGUGCUGUCCAGGGGAAAGAUAGUGAGGGUGUCUUAUCUGUCUGCCCCCAGCUCUGGUCCCCUUGUCUCACUCCAGUCACACUCCAUGUCCUGGUGCCACCUCCUGCCCCAGCCCAGCCCCUGGUCACAUGGUGAAACUGGAUUAAGUCCAGCUCAGAGGAAGUAUUUUGUGUCCAACCGGAGCCUUUUUUGCUUUUUUCUUCCUUGUUUGGGUUAACCUUUUGUCUUCCUGCAUCCAGGAAAGCCCCCAUGUUUCUCAGGGCAUUGUUUGUAUGUAUGAGGCUGGAGAAAGCCACAGCCCCCAGGAUGGGCCAAAGGUGCUACAUUCCUCCCUGCCCUAUGUCAGCGCUGUGUCCCAGGCAAUGGACAGCAUUCCAGGGUGUGUCUGCCGUGUUUGUUCCCCUCCCUUUCCUUUUUUCCUGUCCUUUCAUACAGACAUCCUCAGCACAAACAGAAGCUCUUACUUGUUUCAGUGUUACCUGCACGCUUGAUUGUCUGUCUCAUGUCUUGCCCGUCUCAGGACAUUCACAGGCUGAGGUUUAGGCUUCCCCGUCCAACUGGGGUUAGAGACUCAAACAUUAAUCACCCACUGUGCCCUGGCUUCUGUUGCCUCAGAAAGGGACAUUAUUAUCCUCAGGGGCCCCUGAACCAGGGCAAAGGCCUGCAGCCUGAGCCUGCUGGAAGCCCAGCCCCCACUGCUGUGAACUCUGGGGUCUGACUGGUCAGAACUUGCUGCUCUCUUGUUGCGGAUGGAUAGAUGGACAAAUGGAUGGAUGAUGGAUGCACAAUGCCUUGCACACAUAAAGCACUGAGUGGAAGCAUUUCAGCGUGCAUGGCAACCUGUGGCAGGUAUAUGUAUGUGUCUGCCAGUGUCGACAAAGUUCGUACACUUUAAGGUUUGGAAAUAUUCAGGAGAUGUGAUAGAAGCAGUGAAACCAAGGACAUAGCCACAUCUGGAUUCUGAAUCUCAGGCUGUGGGGAGGCUGUUUGAAGUCCUUGAUGAGUCAUCCAUUAGGGCCUUGGUUCAAUAAAGCACUGAGUGAGUUGAGUAA
Manis javanica (Malayan pangolin) is the source of this 2655-nucleotide messenger RNA. Lineage: Eukaryota; Metazoa; Chordata; Mammalia; Pholidota; Manidae. The record is from RefSeq and is a predicted model, not a curated record.